CCACGCGUUUUCGCAACAUUCACAUCGGGAAAAAUGCUCCCGGCGCAUUCAAACGUCAAACCGACGCGAAAUUUACUUUACGCCGAUGAACUGGAAUUCGCCCCGAACGAAUCAUUUUAUUACGAACAUUCCUGCGAGAACGGUUCCUACGUUUUCGCGACAUAUCUGAUUUUUCUGGAUAUCUAUUAUCUACCUGUUAUAAUAAUAUCGGGUUUUAUAGGUAAUUUUUUAUCUUGUUUGGUAUUACUUUGCACCCAAUUGAAAUUGAGGAGUUCGAGUUAUUAUUUAGCGGCUCUAUCUAUGGCGGAUUCGGGUUAUUUGUUCUGUUUGUUCUGUUAUUCGAAAAACGUUUUCAAUUUAUAUAACAAACGCGGUUUUUGUCAAAUAUUCAUAUAUUUAACGUACGUAUUUUCUUUUAUAAGCGUUUGGUUGAUAGUGGCGUUCACCGUGGAACGAUUUAUAGCCGUCAAAUACCCAUUGAAAAAACCGUACAUAUGCACGGCUAACAGGGCUAAAAAAAUCGUAAUCGGACUCAGCGUCGUGGCUUUCAUUUUGUAUUUAUUCGCUUUUUGGAUAACCGACGUUAUCGAUAACGAAUGUCGAUUGCAACCGAAAUAUUACGAUUUUAUGGAAAUUUUUAAUUAUCUAGAUACCGCGGGGACUCUCAUAAUACCUGUCAUUUUGAUAGUUGCCAUGAACGCUAUGAUCGCCAGGAGUUUAUUCAAAUUGAAAAAGUACAUGCAAAAACGAUUGGAUAACGACGAUGAUAAUAACACCAAAGAAUUCGAGACUUAUCGAGAUAGUUCUUCACAGGUAAAGUAGAUCUAUUCUUUUAUUUUUUACAUAAAAAGCAAGAUCAACAAGAUUAGUUCAAGUGGUGAAGACGCCUUGAACUUCUGAAGGAAAAAACGUGCCUUUAUAGCCGAUUCCACAGACCUGCACUUCUCCAAAGAGAGAAAUCCAAAUAAAUCAACAUUCUAGGUGCUUAUAGACGAACUCGGUGUUUAUGAACCAUGUCUGUCUGUCGAGGGAUAAUGUAAAAGCAAGCUCCACAAGAUUAGUUCAAUUGGUGAAGACGCCUUGAACUUCUGUAGGAAAAAACGUGCCUUGGUAGCCGAUUCCACACACCUGCACUUCUCCAAAGAGAGAAAUCCAAAUAAAUCAACAUUCUAGGUGUUUAUAGACGAACUCGGUGUUUAUGAACCAUGUCUGUCUGUCGAGGGAUAAUGUAAAAGCAAGCUCCACAAGAUUAGUUCAAUUGGUGAAGACGCCUUGAACUUCUGUAGGAAAAAACGUGCCUUGGUAGCCGAUUCCACAGACCUGCACUUCUCCAAAGAGAGAAAUCCAAAUCAAUUAACAAUCUGGGUGUUUAUAGACGAACUCAGUGUUCAUUAACCAUGUCUGUCCAUGACGU
Messenger RNA from Diorhabda carinulata, 1414 nucleotides. RefSeq names its product neuropeptides capa receptor. Gene Ontology annotation, biological process: G protein-coupled receptor signaling pathway. The transcript has a single exon. Gene Ontology annotation, molecular function: G protein-coupled receptor activity. The record is from RefSeq and is a predicted model, not a curated record. Lineage: Eukaryota; Metazoa; Arthropoda; Insecta; Coleoptera; Chrysomelidae. Gene Ontology annotation, cellular component: plasma membrane. Bases 34 to 822 code for a protein of 262 amino acids.